Suillus bovinus is the source of this 1182-nucleotide messenger RNA. RefSeq names its product WD40-repeat-containing domain protein. Lineage: Eukaryota; Fungi; Basidiomycota; Agaricomycetes; Boletales; Suillaceae. The record is from RefSeq and is a predicted model, not a curated record. The coding region runs from base 1 to 1182 and encodes 393 amino acids. The transcript is spliced from 6 exons. Gene Ontology annotation, molecular function: protein binding.
AUGUAUUCGCCUGACUCGUCAAAACUCGCGACAGGCGGUUAUAAGGAGAACGCUGUGCAUAUCUGGGAUGCGGAGACAGGCGAGCGUCUCAACACACUCGAACACAGCCGGGUUUUCGGCUUGGCAUGGACGUCGGAUGGAAGCAAGCUUAUAUCCGGGUCACACCAACAAUGUUCUCGUCGCAUCUCCUUGUCUCGAAACAACCGUCUCCUUGCAAGUGCAUCACUCGAUAACACAGCGCGUCUAUGGAAUCUCGACACUAACCUCCCAGUCGAAGUCACCUUCCAGCGUAAAUGGGCUUUGCGCUUUGCAGCGCUUUCCCCUGAUGGAAACAUGCUAGUCACUGCUUGCGAAAACAAGAACGCGUACGUAUGGGACGUUCACGCCAUCCUCAAACGAGCUGGCCUUCAACACCUACUUCCCUCUAGUACUAAUAUUGUACCAAAAGACAGUCUCGAAGAGAAGGCAUCUCAAGAUGAUUUAAGAAUAGAGCACACACCCCGAUGGCAAGUCAUUUUUGGCAUUUGGCGGUAUCGACGAGCUCUUGCCGACGUUUUUUUUGCUGGUAUGGAAACUGAUGCUCAUUCCUCUCCAGUGGGUGGUGCACAUCUCCAUUCCUCUGCAAAUGCAUUCCUCGCUCGCCUUUCCUCGUUGCUACACAGCUUUCAACCAGAAAAUGGUGAAGCAACCGAACUUCCGCAAACCUCGAGGCCUUCAGCAUUCCAUCCACAUGCACUCCUCGCUCGUCUUUCCUCGCACCUCCACCACUUUCGACCCGAAAAUAAUGCACCAGACGAACUUCAGCAACUAUCCACACCUUCGCAGUUAGAUCCGCAUGUGCUACUGGCCCGCCUUUCCUCAUUUUUGCCUCGACCUCGACUUGGCACUGACGAAGAAGCAGAACCUCAUCCAACGUCUUUCAGUUCGCGUCCAGAUGCACUCUUCAGCCGGUUGUACUCACUCUUCCGCUCUCAACCACACACUAACGAAGAAAUCGAACUUCCGCAACACCCAAGCUGUCCUCAUGCUGUUGAAGUGACCGCAGUGCGGGACAAGCAGGAUAUGCAUGACUUCUUCAUCUCUGCUUCUAGUGAUUCUGCAUUAACUCCUUUCCUCGUCGUGAUACUCGUGCAAUGCAUCGACCUCGAUAAUGCUAAUUGUAGCAAGCGAAGGACAGUGUAG